AUGAACAAAGAUACUUCGCAUCUCAACGUGAACCCUGGUCAAGACAGAGGCCGAGUAGAGAUAGGUCACAAACGAUCCAGUAGUGAUUUUCUCUCUCCUAAUUCAGCUUUGAACUCAUCUCAUCCUCCUCCCGCUCCGACGAAAUCACCAAGACAUAUUCACCCAUCACCGGUACCGCCGAUCCCUACCAAAUCCCCAAGACAUGUUCAAAAUUUGAAAAUCGAUACCGAUGUCGAUUCCUCCGGAACACCUACACCUGGUCAGAGAGCUCGUACUUUGUCCAACACGGAGACUUUCUAUCCUACUCAGGAUAGUGCUAAGGAAGCAUUAGAAUCUGAAAGAAGACACAAUCCUGAGCAUCGUAGAGUACCCAGUCCGUAUACUCGUCAAAUCAGAAAAGUCGGUUCGGAAAGAUCUCUACGGUCUAGAGUAUCAUUCGAUUCAGGUCGUCGAAGUGCAGCCAGUGAUCGUUCAGAUGGUACUGAUGGGGCUACGGUCGGACCUCAAGAUGUCACACGUCAAGUAGGAGCUGGUGGUGAAGCUAUAGAAUUUAUAGCUUCUGGUCAUAGAACCCCUCGACAUCGAAAGUUCUCCGCGGGCAUGUUGAAACCCGCUUUGAGGACUUCAAAUGGACAUCAUCCAACUUCUGCGGGACAUGGAAAUAUUAAUACCAACUCCAGUAUGUCCAGUACCAGAUCUAGAUCCCGAUCUAGAUCUAGACCAACAUCGAGUUUGCCAUUCAGUAGUAAUCUCUUUGCUUUGGGUCGACAACAUUCAAGACAUCCUUCUGAUCCUCUUACAGCUUCUCCAACUGAGAUCGAUCAUCCAUCUUCCACCUCUAGACCUAUGGGUGGACAUAUAGCUUCUAUGUCAAGUGUUCAAUCACAGGCGGGAAGUGGGAUAAGAGGUAUUUUCUCUUCAUUAUCUUUGGAACCACGUAGACCAUCUCAACCACCUACUCUAUUGUUACCGGCAGAUCAACUACAUGCUUAUUUGGCGACUGCCCAUGUACCCAAUUGGACCAAAUGGCCCGUUCUACCGACUAGCAAAGGAUUCUUCGGGAAAAGUAAAGGGUUUGAUGCGAUGAGUUGGGAAUGGAAGAGGAGGUGGCAGUUGGCAGAAGAGGGAAGACAAUUUAGAACGUUAAGAGUUUGGGAUGUUAAUCGAGAGUUUGAGAGGGAAGCUUUGCAAUUUCACCAGGAAAAAACACCUCAACAUCCUAUACCCUUCCAUGAUAGAUGGGGAAAACAAAUAUUUGCCCUACCUGCUGAAGGUUACGAGACGUUGGAAUUUUUCGACGAAGAAGCUAACGUGGCUGAUGAUCAUGGUCUUUUAUCCUGGCUCACUAAUUCCUUACUAGCCACAGCCACUUCCGCACUUCAUAUGACCCGUUUCUCUUCCCAAUCCUUCUCUUUCCAUCUCAUCCCCGCUCCAUACCCACCAACACCGACAAGCUACGUGAACGAACGUGGUACUCCCAAACAUUGUCUCUGGGAAGGUUUUGGAACAUUAGCAUUAGUCAACAGAUCCCAAGAUUCAGAUAGAGCGAUGAUUAUUGAAAUCCGUCCUCCAAGUGUUGUAGAUAGUGGAGUUUUGAAUCAUUUCGCCAGACAAUCAAGGUCAGAAGGAUGGUGGCAUUUACCCGCUGAACUAUGUGUGGGUGAUAUGGGACAGGCUAAUUUACUCCAAGCUCAAGUUUAUGAUGAUUGCGUUUCGAAUCAUGUGUUUUACUUUGCGGUUACCAAUCUUAAAUAUUGGGUGUUUGGUCGAUUUAACGCAAGUUACACGAUGUGUACGGUUUCUCCUAUUAUUGAACGUAAACAACGUAAUCCGUCUUUGAUGCAGUGUCUCACAGCAUGGACGAUUAGUGCGUAUGAUGAUGUGAGUUGA
Messenger RNA from Tremella mesenterica DSM 1558, 1890 nucleotides. RefSeq lists its product as uncharacterized. The transcript is spliced from 7 exons. The coding region runs from base 1 to 1890 and encodes 629 amino acids. NCBI's taxonomy places the organism in Eukaryota, Fungi, Basidiomycota, Tremellomycetes, Tremellales, Tremellaceae. The record is from RefSeq and is a predicted model, not a curated record.